UGAUUACGCGAAAAACAACGUGUACAUUACAGUAAUGAUUGAUUAUAAACACGCAUACUUUCUUCACCUUUUUACCAUCUUGAUCCAGCUGGUGCUCAUGUAUUACAACAUGAAUGUGGUAACAACGCGAUGGCACUCCGGCGCAGUCUGAUCGCGCUAGCCGCGUGCGUGGCCUGCGUACUCGCUAUACCCGCCGACGUAAACACCAUUACUCAAACAAUCAAAAUAGCCUCAGAUGGAAAAGUGGCCCCAUCAGCAAACAGCGUUAUAGGCACUGUUGAGAAGAAAGCAGAGAAGAAUGAUCAUCUGCGGCCGGUCCACGAGAGGUACCCUCACGCCGUACUCUUCGGCAGAAACUGUGGCGGCACCAUCAUCAGCGAGAAAUGGAUACUUACUGCGGCCCACUGCACCCUGUUCACCGAGGGGAAGACCAUCUUGGCAGGCACCAGCAACUCUGCAGACGGCAGCGGAGUCACGAAACGAGUGAAAAAACUGCACAUCCAUCCGCUUUUCUCCGUCGGCCCUUACUGGGUAGACUCCAACGAAUUCGAAAUUACCCAGGUAGCAGCGCGAUGGGACUUCCUCCUGGCCGAGCUAGAGGAACCCCUGGAGUUGGAUGGGGUAACCAUGGUUGCGGCCCGUCUUGACAAUGACCUAAAGACUCCGGUAGGGCUGGACGCGGGCUAUGCUGGAUAUGGCACGGAUCAUUAUGGCGGUUACAUGCGCCAUAAUAUGCACGGCAUGGAGCUCUCAGUGCUGGCGGACGAGGAGUGCUCUAAUAAACUAUUACAGUUCAAUCCCGAGGACAUGCUAUGCACCAGAGGGCGCCCGCCGCGGUACGACUCUGCUUGCAAUGGCGAUAGCGGCAGCGGUUUGGUAGCAAACGGUCGCGUCCUUGGCGUGGCAUCGUGGGUGGAGAACGACUCGUUUGAGUGUCGCAACGGCAAUCUCGUCGUCUUCUCCAGGGUAGCCCGCGUCAGUGACUGGAUAAGGAACGUCACUACCUGGUCCGGGCUUCCCGCCAAGAAUGGGUAAUAAAACCUUUUUGAUGAAUGUUACCACCUGGAGACACCAACUUGUUCAGUCCGUCCAAAUUACGUAGGAAGGCUUUAAGUGUUUUCCAGUCUCUGCAUUAUCUUAGGCCAGCGAGCAAUACACGUAAUUAUUUCACUUUUCCCAUGAAAAUUGUGAAUUGCACAAGACCAUAGCUACAAACUACAUUUAAAAGACAAGCAUGCUCGGGAAAAUUAUUGCGCACCAGAAAAUUUUUAACAGGUUUCCUACGUAAGAAAACUAUACAGUAAUUAAUAGUUAUUCAUAUUUGUGAUCAAAUGAUACAAUAAGUCUUUACAUGUUACCAUCAUGUGAUAAGAAGGUGAAACAGAUAGGUAAUAAUAUUUAGUAAUAUUGGUUGUUAUUUUAAGUACAAAAUAAAGUUGAAGUUUGAAUUUAAA
Amyelois transitella is the source of this 1454-nucleotide messenger RNA. RefSeq names its product scolexin B. The transcript is spliced from 8 exons. Gene Ontology annotation, biological process: proteolysis. The coding region runs from base 130 to 1035 and encodes 301 amino acids. Gene Ontology annotation, molecular function: serine-type endopeptidase activity. The record is from RefSeq and is a predicted model, not a curated record. Lineage: Eukaryota; Metazoa; Arthropoda; Insecta; Lepidoptera; Pyralidae.